AAUUGGGGCGGCUUUCCAAGUUGAUGGUUUUCGGCUGUCUCUUUGGGCUGUUAGCUCCACCGACUGUGCGCAGAGACCCGGUCCCCCGAGCGCCAUCCCACAGACGCGGAGGUUUCCAGCGGAGACCGUGGUCUCCCUCCUUGCUUCCCCUUGCAGCGCACUCCAAGGUCUAAGGACUCUCCACGCUUCUCCAUCAGGUGGAGCCGUCCGCUCCUCGCCGCCUCCCCCCUCCCUCCUCGAGAGCGAACUGCGCGCAGGCCACCUUGCAGCGCCAGGAGGUUAACCGAGCCCCCGGAGGAGGUGAGGCCACGAGCUGGCCGGGCGGAGAUGGCGGGGUCGCCGUCGGGGCUGGCGCCAGAGCCCGGCCGGCUGUGGGUCCUGCAGCUUCUGUGAAAGGAGCCCUUCUGUCACUCGUCACUCGUUCGCUCGCUCGCUGUGGGAGGAGCCCGCCGGAGGAAGCCGUGUGCCUGGGAUGCCAAGAGCCAGAGAAUGGAUCUGCUCCGAGUGGGGACAUUGCUGAGGAUCCCGGCUUCCCGAGGCAGUUAAAAACAGGCAAUUUGUCUCAGCUGGCUGCAGAAACCCGGAGACACAAAGAGACGGAAACCACCCGAAGGGACCGACGGGUGGACAGACAGAUGGUCGGCACGAAUCGGAGAGGACCGGCGUUGGAGGCUGAGCACCGCGAGCCGCCGAGGAAGAGAAACUAACUACACCCCCAAGUUGCCCGCCGGCUCUCCCUUGCUGUGCUGAGGAAUGAAACCUUUCCAGCUCGAUUUGCUCUUCCUUUGCUUCUUCCUUUUCAGUCAAGAGCUGGGCCUCCAGAAGAGAGGAUGCUGUCUGGUGCUGGGCUAUAUGGCCAAGGACAAGUUUCGGAGAAUGAAUGAAGGCCAAGUCUACUCCUUCAGCCAGCAACCCCAAGACCAAGUGGUGGUAUCCGGACAGCCAGUGACGCUGCUGUGCGCCAUCCCAGAAUACGAUGGCUUCGUUCUGUGGAUCAAAGACGGCUUGGCUCUGGGUGUAGGCAGAGACCUCUCAAGUUACCCCCAGUACCUGGUGGUGGGGAACCACCUGUCAGGGGAACACCACCUGAAGAUCCUGCGGGCAGAACUGCAAGAUGAUGCUGUGUACGAAUGCCAGGCCAUCCAGGCUGCCAUCCGGUCCCGCCCCGCACGCCUCACCGUCCUGGUGCCACCUGAUGACCCCGUGAUCCUAGGGGGGCCUGUGAUCAGCCUGCGGGCAGGGGACCCCCUCAACCUCACCUGCCAUGCAGACAACGCCAAGCCUGCCGCCUCCAUCAUCUGGCUGCGAAAGGGAGAAGUCAUCAACGGGGCCACCUACUCCAAGACCCUGCUUCGAGAUGGCAAGCGUGAGAGCAUCGUCAGCACCCUCUUCAUCUCCCCUGGUGAUGUAGAGAAUGGACAGAGUAUCGUGUGCCGUGCCACCAACAAAGCCAUCCCUGGGGGGAAGGAGACUUCAGUCACCAUCGACAUCCAGCACCCCCCACUUGUCAACCUGUCAGUGGAACCGCAGCCGGUGCUGGAGGACAACGUCGUCACAUUCCACUGCUCUGCAAAGGCCAACCCAGCUGUCACCCAGUACAGAUGGGCCAAGCGGGGCCAGAUCAUCAAGGAGGCCUCUGGGGAGGUGUAUAGAACCACCGUGGACUACACGUACUUCUCAGAGCCUGUGUCCUGCGAGGUGACCAAUGCCCUGGGCAGCACCAACCUCAGCCGCACGGUGGACGUCUAUUUUGGACCCAGGAUGACCACAGAGCCCCAGUCCCUGCUCGUGGAUCUGGGCUCUGAUGCAGUCUUCAGCUGCGCCUGGAUUGGCAACCCGUCCCUCACCAUCGUAUGGAUGAAGCGGGGCUCUGGCGUGGUUCUCAGCAACGAGAAGACCCUGACACUCAAAUCUGUCCGCCAGGAGGAUGCUGGGAAGUAUGUGUGCCGGGCUGUGGUGCCCCGGGUAGGAGCUGGGGAGCGCGAGGUGACCCUGACUGUCAAUGGACCCCCCAUCAUCUCCAGCACCCAGACCCAGCACGCCCUCCACGGUGAGAAAGGCCAGAUCAAAUGCUUCAUCCGGAGCACACCGCCACCAGACAGAAUAGCCUGGUCCUGGAAGGAGAAUGUGCUGGAGUCGGGGACGUCUGGGCGCUACACAGUGGAGACGGUCAGCACGGAGGAGGGUGUCAUCUCCACCCUGACCAUCAGCAACAUUGUCCGGGCGGACUUCCAAACCAUCUAUAACUGCACCGCCUGGAACAGCUUUGGCUCUGACACCGAGAUCAUCCGGCUCAAGGAGCAAGGUUCGGAAAUGAAGUCGGGAGCCGGGCUGGAAGCAGAGUCUGUGCCGAUGGCCGUCAUCAUCGGGGUGGCCGUAGGAGCUGGUGUGGCCUUCCUCGUCCUAAUGGCAACCAUUGUGGCCUUCUGCUGUGCCCGUUCCCAGAGAAGUACGGGAGGGAGACCCGGGAUCUCAGGGAGGGGGACAGAGAAAAAGGCCAGGCUUAGACUUCCCCGGAGAGCAAACCUGAAAGGUGUUGUGUCAGCCAAAAACGAUAUCCGAGUGGAGAUUGUCCACAAGGAGCCUGCCUCCGGUCGGGAGGCGGAAGAGCACUCCACCAUCAAGCAGCUGAUGAUGGAACGGGGUGAAUUCCAACAAGACUCGGUACUGAAGCAGCUGGAAGUCCUCAAAGAAGAGGAAAAGGAGUUUCAGAACCUGAAGGACCCCACUAAUGGCUACUACAGUGUCAACACCUUCAAAGAGCACCACUCGACCCCGACCAUCUCCCUGUCCAGCUGCCAGCCGGACCUGCGCCCCGCAGGCAAGCAGCGUGUGCCCACGGGCAUGUCCUUCACCAACAUCUACAGCACCCUGAGCGGCCAGAGCCGCCUCUACGACUACGGGCAGAGGUUCGUGCUGGGAAUGGGCAGCUCCUCCAUCGAGCUUUGUGAGCGGGAGUUCCAGAGGGGCUCCCUCAGCGAUAGCAGUUCCUUCCUGGACACACAGUGUGACAGCAGCGUCAGCAGCAGCGGCAAGCAGGACGGCUACGUGCAGUUUGACAAGGCCAGCAAGGCCUCCGCCUCCUCUUCCCACCACUCCCAGUCCUCUUCCCAGAACUCCGACCCCAGUCGACCCCUGCAGCGGCGGAUGCAGACUCACGUCUGAGGAUCACACACCGUGGGCGGGGACAGGCCAGGGAAGAGGGCAGGGCAUGUUCUGGUUCUCCAGGGACUAGGGCUACUUUGCAGAGGACCCCGGAACUGGACACCUCCAGGAUGACCUUUGAGCACCUCUGCCAACACCUUCCUGUGAAACUCUGAUCAAGCACAAAUCUGGGUCCCCAGCAGCAGCCUGCCAGAGGCAGCAGGUGGGGAAAUGGAUGGAGGAUGCAGCUGAUGUGCUUGGUGCUAGACACCUUUGUCCCCAGCCCUUUCCUGGAGGCCCCUCUACCACCUCCUCCCACAGGCACUAGUGGCAGCUAUAAAUUUGCUUUCAUGAAACUGCCGUCCACUCUCUGGUGUCCCCUGGGAUUUCCCCCUUGCUGCCCAUAAGCCCUCCCUGUGCCUGUGCUCCUAUACAGCCCUGGGGAGAAAAGGGGAGUUCUUCUCGGCACCAAGCUGCUCCAGAGACCGCAGCAACCCGCACUGCUCCCAGCCCACGCCUCAGAGACUUGAGAAGCCAGAAAUGGCCCUGGCCAAAAGAGCACACCACCUGGGAACCUGGCUCCAAUUUGUUUGGUGUUUUGUGUCCAUACUCUUGCAACUCUGUCCUUGGACUUGAUGCCUCUGAACUCGGAGGUGGGACUGGCCCAAUCAGAGCCUGGUGUCCUGUUGGGGGGGAAGACUGUGAAGCCUGGGGAAUACCGUACCCCUCUCCAGACUGCGGGAUUCAGAGCCUCCCCUGCCCCCUGCUUUAUGUACUCCCCACCUCCCCACAGCACAAUCAGAAUUAAUAUAAGGAGUGAGAGUUGGUCUGGUCAGGGUUCUUUGAACAGUCAAUGGAGAGUGUUUCCUGGGUGGUGUUGGUUUGAGGGGGCUGGAGAUCAGGUCCCGAAGAGGAUGAGACUCUCCUUCUCUGCUGAUGAACACCAGGAACAAAGAUCCUGUCUCCAGUAAGACUCCAUGGGCAAGAGGGAAAGUUCAUCUGCGCCUCUCCUCUCCCCCCAUUCACCAUCUGAAAAUAAAUGUUAGGGCCAUUACCCUAGCAAAUCCA
This is a messenger RNA of Marmota monax (woodchuck), 4212 nucleotides long. RefSeq names its product kirre like nephrin family adhesion molecule 3 (gene Kirrel3). Bases 754 to 3165 code for a protein of 803 amino acids. Lineage: Eukaryota; Metazoa; Chordata; Mammalia; Rodentia; Sciuridae. Gene Ontology annotation, biological process: cell-cell adhesion; synapse assembly. The record is from RefSeq and is a predicted model, not a curated record. Gene Ontology annotation, molecular function: cell adhesion molecule binding. Gene Ontology annotation, cellular component: cell-cell junction. The transcript has 18 exons.